CCAUGAGCCUCCGCGGUUCAUGCUGCUGUAAGCGUGUCUGAAUCAACACUGAUGUUGUUUGUAAAUAAUCCGAGAUUUUAAAAGAUGUCUGAGUUGUUUAUGGAGUGUGAGGAGGAGGAGUUGGAGCCAUGGCAGAAAGCAAUACCUGAAAUAAAUCUGAUCGAUCUGGAUGAUGAAGAAGAUGAUGAUGAACCAAUAUUUGUAGGUGAAAUCUGUAGCUCCAAGCCUGCAGCCAACACAAAACCAGGAGCCGCUAACCAACAGAACCAGCGAAAUGUCCUGGUUCAAAAACCUGCAACGGUGACUACAGUGCAAAAUACACCGCAAGCCCCACCGAACCCUCCAAGGGUGGCUGCAGGUCCUACAAUCAUGGUUAGAGGCACAGCUCCGUCAGGAGGAAACCCCAUCCUCAUCCCUCUCAACACAACUCUAGGACCACAAACAGCCCCCCAACCCAUUAUUAUUAACAAUCAGGGUUACAUUGUGGCGUCACCACAGAAUCUCAACAGCAACACCUCCUUCAUCAGCUCAUUAGGGUCACAGUAUCCUCCGGGAACCACUUUUACUGUUGUGCAAGCCGGUCAGCAGAUAGUGCCACAGGUCAGUGUUGCACCAAAGCCAGGAGUGAUUCACAGGCCUCAAGUGCAGCUCAUCCAAGACAAUGUUGUGACCUUGUCCAAUGUACAAGCCCCAGCUAACCAUUCUUCUCAGUCCCGCACUAUUUCAGUUUCUCAAAAUACACCAGGGAUCAUCCCAACAACACUAGUGAAACCGAAAACCUCAUCCCUGCAGAUUAUGAACAGUAGAGAUAAUGGAAAAGUGAUGAAUGAUGCAAACAACAGUGUUUCCAAAGGAGCUGGAGAGAAGGAUUUCACAGGCACGAGGAAAUGCCCCAGAUGUCAGAAUGUGUUUCCUUUGGAGCCUUUAAAGAUUCAUAUGAAGCUGUGCUGCCCUGAAUUGUGGGACUCUGUGUUUCCCUCGACAUCGAGGCCUGACAAGCAAACCAUCACACCAAAAGUUUUUGAGUCCGACAAGGGCAAACUCAUCAUGCUGGUUUCAGACUUCUACUAUGGAAAAAGCGAUGGGGAUCCAUCUCUGAUGCCCAAAUUCAAGUCCAACACCACCUUCAAGUGCAACAGCUGUUUAAAAAUGCUCAAGAACAAUAUCAGGUUCAUGAACCACAUGAAGCAUCACCUGGAGUUAGAGAAGCAGAACAGUGAGAGCUGGGAGAGUCACACUACAUGCCAGCACUGUUACAGACAGUAUUCAACUCCUUUUCAACUGCAGUGUCACAUAGAGAGCGCCCACAGUCCCUUCGAGUCUAGUACCAACUGUAAAAUAUGUGAACUGGCUUUUGAGACAGAGCAAGUGCUUCUGGAGCAUAUGAGGGACAAUCACAAACCUGGAGAGAUGCCCUAUGGCUGUCAGGUUUGUAACUACAGGUCCUCCUUCUUCUCCGAUGUGGACAACCACUUUCGCACAGUCCACGAAAACACUAAAGACCUGCUUUGUCCCUUUUGUCUGAAAGUUCUUCGCAGCGGCCAUAUGUACAUGCAACACUACAUGAGACAUCAAAAAAAGGGGAUUCAGAGGUGUGGGAAAUGUCGAUUAAACUUCCUCACCUACAAGGAAAAAGUGGAACACAAAAUACACUUUCACCGAACCUACAGGAAGCCGAGAAACCUUGAAGGAUUACCUCCAGGAACCAAGGUGACAAUUCGAGCCUCGAUUUCUGGUGCACCAAUGAGCACUGAAUCUUCAAGCAAAUCCUACAUCAUACCCACAAGUCCUGAAACCACCAAACAACCUUUUAGAACACCACCAAACUCAACCAAACCAAAUGUUAAUGGAGGAAAAGCAAAGACCGCAAACCAGUUCAACUGGAACCGAUGCCUUUACAAUAUUGAGCUUAAACGACUAAAACUUCCAAAGGGAGGCAAUAAGUGUGUCGAGUGUCUCAAUGAUGUUGUGGACCCUUACAUUCAUUAUCCGUUAUCGCUGAAGUGCAAUAAAUGCAAGUACAGAUCAAGUUGUCAGAAAGCCUUCAGACAGCAUAUGAUCAGAUUUCACCAGAGUUCUACCAAAGUGCGGCUUGGGAAAGUGAAAAAGCCUCCACGUGGCGUGCGGAGUCUAACACUGGUGUGUCUCAAGUGUGACUUUCUGGCAGACGCUUCUGGCGCAGAUCAGAUGACCGAACAUUUGCUCAGCAGGUCGAACCACUCCUGCCAGGUCAUCAUGGAGCCAGUUUCCAAUGGAGGACCAGAAACGAACAGCUCAGAGGAUGUCCAUGAUGACUCCAAACAACUAGUUCCCAUCGAACCAGAUACUGAGGCCAGAGAUGAGACCAAACCCAUUCAGAGCAGUGAAAUACAAACAAUACCAGAUAAGGACACCGUAAUGGAGGAUGGGUCAGAGGCUCCUGAAGCUGACAAAAGUGACCAGGAUGAGGUGAAGGAGGACAUGGAGGAGGCCACCACCAACGAGGCAUCAGUAGAAGAAUCCCCUAAGAGUCUUCCUCCUCAGUCACCCGCCGAGGCUCCAGUCUGCCCCAUUUCUGCCCUGGCUGAUGAAGGUGCCGUAACUCCCUCUGAUUUUCUGUGUAAAACUGAUGGAUUGGAGGCAGGGAACGCAGACUCCCAGCUGGAACCCCUCACUCCGUCCAAAGUCCUUGAGGACGACACCACUGAAAACAACACACAAGUGGAGACUGAUGGUUAACUGCUAACAAGACUGAGGAUCCAUUGAAGCAUCACAAAACUCUAGAAGCAGCAGAGUGUUAUGAUGACUAGCUCUUCCCAAUUUUUUAUAUAGGAUAUGCGUUAAGAACUUUUUGUAGAUCCAAAAUAAGCUGAAAAUAUACUGUGCUAAAACAUUAUUUCAAAAUCUUGUACUGUGCGAGUACAAUAUUUCUGUACUGGCAUACGUAAUUUCUUUUUUUAAUGCACCCUCUGGAUUAAAAUUGAGUUGUAAAGGCAGCGAUGUGAAUGUUCCUCUGUGUAUAUGAUUGUUCUGAAGUUUUGUUUUCCAGUCCACAGUUGUGGGGAUUGUACAGAUGAUCACAGACCUAACAGAUCUAGAUUCCUACAUCUGCCUUUUUAAAGUGGUGGUUUCAUAAGACAAAAAAAAACAAGUUCUCAGCAAUUUCUCUGUAUUUAGGAAUGCUAAGAUGCGUCCUGUUAUUUUAUUUUUAUCUUUAGAUUGUGUGUAACGUAUUGUUAUAUGGACUUGAUCUGGAUAGGAUUCUGCAAUGGGAGUCAUUUCUCCUGUUGAUUGAGAGAGAUUGUAAAAGCAUUGUAGAAAUGACAUUCGUCUUAAUCAGUAAUAAACCUUUUAUAACAUA
Messenger RNA from Danio aesculapii, 3340 nucleotides. It is a transcript of the gene znf280d, whose product is annotated as zinc finger protein 280D. The coding region runs from base 85 to 2718 and encodes 877 amino acids. NCBI's taxonomy places the organism in Eukaryota, Metazoa, Chordata, Actinopteri, Cypriniformes, Danionidae. The transcript is spliced from 18 exons. The record is from RefSeq and is a predicted model, not a curated record. Gene Ontology annotation, biological process: regulation of DNA-templated transcription. Gene Ontology annotation, molecular function: RNA polymerase II cis-regulatory region sequence-specific DNA binding; DNA-binding transcription factor activity, RNA polymerase II-specific.